AUGACAUUUGCAGCCUGGUUUGAAGAGGGCCUUCGGGCGUGGACUGUGUCCGAGAAGCUUGAGGCUUCUAUGAUAGUUUGGGCCAUAUGGAAGCGUCGAAAUGAGCUAGUUUGGAACUCCAAAAGACCCGAGGUUAGUGAGGUUGUCACAUUAGCUAAGUUGAACUUUAUUGAUUGGUAUAAUGCUCAUAAGGACAUCGUUCCUACUCAUGAUGUUAAUGGUUCGGAUAUUGAAGUUCUAGAGCAUUGGACCGCCCCUCAAUUUCCUGUGAUUAAAGUUAAUGUUGAUGGUGCAAUCUUCGCUAAUGAGAGGCGUUUUGGCAUUGGUUUGGUAGCAAGGACAGCGACUGGGGUUGUCUUACAAGCUAAGAGUUUACUCAAAGAGGGUGUGUUGAAGCCUCACGUGGUGGCAGCAAUUGGCAUAAAAGAGGCUCUGAGUUGGAUUAAAGACAACAGAUGGAACAUGUUGUGGUGGAGUCGGAUUGUUUGA
Cannabis sativa is the source of this 489-nucleotide messenger RNA. RefSeq lists its product as uncharacterized. The transcript has a single exon. The coding region runs from base 1 to 489 and encodes 162 amino acids. The record is from RefSeq and is a predicted model, not a curated record. NCBI's taxonomy places the organism in Eukaryota, Viridiplantae, Streptophyta, Magnoliopsida, Rosales, Cannabaceae.